Messenger RNA from Physella acuta, 1756 nucleotides. RefSeq names its product intraflagellar transport protein 52 homolog. NCBI's taxonomy places the organism in Eukaryota, Metazoa, Mollusca, Gastropoda, Physidae. Gene Ontology annotation, cellular component: intraciliary transport particle B; cilium; centriole. Gene Ontology annotation, biological process: cilium assembly; intraciliary transport. The record is from RefSeq and is a predicted model, not a curated record.
CCAAGUCUGAAUAUCCGGUCUUUUAAUGUUUCAACGUAAACCUGGUUGGGCUGCGGUUGCUAUGUUUACGAUAAAAUGAGCACGAAGGCCUUAAUGGAGGAAAAAGAAUCAAGGAAUACAAUACUAUUCAGCUCAACUAAAAGAGAAAUCUACACUCUAAACAAUGGGUUGAAGACCAUGAGCAGAAAGUUGAAAUCAUCAUGGCGCCUUGUUCCAAACAAAGAUGACAUUUCUCCAGACAAAUUGAACCAAGCAAGAAUUUUUGUAAUUCCCGGAGCAAGAGAAAAAUUCACGUCUGCUGAGUUUUCUGCUCUGAAGGCAUAUGUGGAGAGUGGAGGAAGUGUUUUGGUCCUACUGGGUGAAGGUGGAGAAGCAAAAUUAGAGACACACAUAAACUUUUUUCUUGAAGAGUAUGGUAUAGCUGUUAACAAUGAUGCAGUUGUCAGAACCUCUUACUACAAAUAUCACCAUCCAAAGGAAGCUCUAGUCACAAAUGGGGUUUUAAACAGAGCCAUCAGCCAAGCUGCUGGUAAGGUGAUGUUUGGGGCCAUGGAUGAGGACAGCAACAAUGCUCAGGCGCUGUCAUUCCUUUACCCAUAUGGGGCCACAUUGAAUGUUGUCAAACCUGCCUCAGCUGUCUUGUCUACUGGCACUGUCUGUUUUCCUCUCAACAGACCUGUUUGUGGUCUUUAUUCCUCCAAGCAUCAUAAAGGAAAGAUUGCUGUCCUAGGAUCUGUGCAUAUGUUUAGUGAUCUCUACCUCGACAAGGAGGAAAACAACAAAAUAUUGGAUGUAUUGAUUCAGUACUUGACGACAGAUGAAAUCAAACUUAACCUGAUUGAUGCAGAAGAUCCAGAGAUCAGUGACUACAGCCAGUUGCCAGACAUUGCUAGACUGUCAGAGCAGCUGAAGACAUGUUUACAGGAGAGUGACGACAUCCCACGUGACAUCACCACAUUGUUUGACAGCUCCAUGUUCAAGCUAGAUACAUCUCUCGUCCCUAAAGCCAUCAAGGCAUAUGAAGAACUGAAAGUGAAACAUGAACCACUGACUUUGAUCACACCACAGUUUGAGACACCACUUCCGCCUUUAACUCCGGCUGUAUUCCCUCCAUCGUUCAGAGAGUUACCUGCCCCUUCAUUAGAGCUCUUUGAUUUAGAUGAACAGUUUUCAUCGGAGAAAGUUAGAAUUGCACAGAUUACCAAUAAAUGCACUGAUGAUGAUCUGGAGUACUAUGUGCGGGAGUGUGGGGAGAUUCUGGGGGUGACCCAUCAUCUGCCUCAGGAGAGCAGGACAGCCAAGCACAUUCUGGAGCAUGUUUUCACACAAAUUGUGGAGUUCAAGAAGUUAAACCAGGAUCCACAUUAUGAUGGGGGAUUGGCUUGAUGACCUUUGCACUUUCUAGGGGCAGUAAUCAAUGAUAGUUGAACAUUUUCUACACUAGAGUUACAUGGCCUAUGUAGAUAACCAGGCUGUCAAAUUCACAAUAUCUUGUUAAGAUUUUUACUUUAUCCUGUGGUCCAUGUCAUUUUCUUGGUGUUUGUUUUUACACUGGUAGGAUAUUUCAAACUUUGUUCUACAAGGCACAGCCUUAGUUUAUUAAAACUAAAUUAUAUCAUUGUUAAAAGAAAAUUGUCUUUAUAUUUGCAUUUGGCUUUAAAAGAAUAGCUUUCUUAAAUCUAAUCACUAAGGGUUGUGAAAAAAAAUUCAUUAAAGGAAAGAUAAUCUUUAUAAUUUAACUCCCUUUAAUUAUUUU